Molecule: messenger RNA, 453 nt
Organism: Necator americanus (New World hookworm)
Lineage: Eukaryota; Metazoa; Nematoda; Chromadorea; Rhabditida; Ancylostomatidae
Exons: 5
Coding region: 1-453 (150 amino acids)
Source: RefSeq, a predicted model, not a curated record
AUGCCGAGCGUGUCGUUACAAGAAAUGCGUGCAACUGCUAACGUUCUUUUUAUCUCAGAAAUACGUGGACGAGCGGAUAAUUCAUCGCCUAAUGCUCUUCCAGAAGUGGAUGAUGACAUCGCCCCUUGCUCUUCUUCAUCUAACGGACAAGUCUAUCUAAGACUUAACGUAGAAAAUGCAGUUUCUUUGCCGAGUGAAUUUUCUGUGCUUGACGAGGCCGAGCAGCUGGUCAACCUCUAUAUGAAUCUCGAUAGGUUUUGUGAAAGUACGUCUGUGAAUUCGCCCGAUGUGACUACAACUGAAGAGGAUGCCCUAAUCACGCUUAUGCUUGAUUCAACAGUCAGAGAACUCAUCGAAAAGACAUGUCCUCAAUGCCCUAGAUUUGCGGCUUUGCAUCUCACUUCUUCUCCUCAAAAUAGCAUGGCAUUACUCGAGAGUUACGCGGUUGUCUGA